This is a messenger RNA of Pieris macdunnoughi, 1554 nucleotides long. NCBI's taxonomy places the organism in Eukaryota, Metazoa, Arthropoda, Insecta, Lepidoptera, Pieridae. The record is from the annotation of a GenBank genome assembly.
AUGAGGUCGGAGGUUAACGAGUGGUAUAAAGGCCGAAAUGUGCUGGUGACCGGAGCCUCCGGGCUCAUGGGCAAAGUCCUCAUCGAGAAGCUUCUCUACAGCAUCCCUGACAUUGGCUGCGUAUACGCAUUAGUUAGGGGUAAGAGAGGAAAAUCACCCGAAACUCGAAUAGAGGAAAUGUGGAAAUUACCUUUAUUUGCAAGAAUAAGGGAAGAAAAGCCACACGUCAUGAAGAAGUUGGUGCCCGUGACUGGGGACAUACUCAGCGACAAUCUCGGCAUAGACAGUGACAAACUAGAGAAAAUAUACAAUGAGGUGUCAAUAGUCUACCACUUCGCGGCCACUCUCCGCCUGGAAGCGCCCCUCAAAGAGGGUCUGGAAAUGAACACCAGAGGGACGAAGCGGGUUCUAGAUCUCGCAAAGAAAGUGAAGAAUUUGGUCUCCUUCGUUCACCUCUCCACGGCGUUCUGCUAUCCCGACUACGAGAGGUUGGCGGAGAAGGUCCACGAUCCCCCCGAAAAUCCUCACGAGGUGCUCCGAGCCGCCAGCUGGCUCUCCGAAGAGCAGCUCGACCUGAUAGCUCCUUCGCUGAUGAAGAAGCACCCCAAUUCCUACACGUACUCCAAGAGGCUGGCCGAAGCUCUCGUCAGGGAGGCCUAUCCGGAAAUACCCGCAGUCGUCGUGCGACCCAGCAUCGUGACCCCCUCCCACAAGGAGCCGGUCCCCGGCUGGGUGGACAACCUCAACGGGCCCGUCGGGCUCAUGAUCGGGGCCGGCAAAGGGGUCAUCCGGUCCAUGCACUGCUGCGGGCACUACCACGCCGAGGUCAUCCCCGUAGACAUCGCCAUCAACGCCCUGGCGGUCAUCCCUUGCCACCUCGACAAGAAGGCGGAUCGCUCGCCAGAGAUCCCGGUGUUCAAUCUGACGACCGGAGACCAGAGAAAGGACACUUGGAAGGAAGUGUUGGACGUGGGCAAAGCCACGGUGAGGAAGUACCCCUUCGAGGGACCCCUUUGGUACCCCGACGGCAACAUUCGCCACAACAAGUUCUUCCACGAGCUGUGCGUCUUCUUCUACCACAUCGUGCCCGCUUAUCUCAUCGACUUCCUCAUGCUGCUCUUCGGCCAGAAGCGAUUCAUGGUCCGCAUCCAGAAGCGCAUCUCGGUGGGGCUGGAAGUGCUGCAGUACUUCACGACCCGGGAGUGGUGGUUCGACACGGAUCGCUUCAGAGGACUGCCCGGGACCCUCAACGAGACCGAUCUGACUCUCUAUCCGAUGGACGUGAUGAAAAUCCAGAUCGAGCCUUACAUAGAGAGCUGCAUGAUCGGCGGGAAGCUGUACUGCCUCAGGGAGAGACUCGAAGAUCUGCCGAAGGCCAGGCUGCAGAACAAUAUAUUAUACUUUCUAGAUCUGGCGGCGUCGGCUUUCUUCUACUUGUUAAUGCUGUACUGGCUGGUCCUUUACGUCCCCCCCUUGAGGAGCACUCUGGCGCUCGGCGGACCCCUCGUGAGGUAUUUGCCCCUCGUGGGGAAUGUGGUUUUUCCAAAUAAAUAA